UAAAUCUCUUGUUUCAGUUAAUUACUGUAAUUCUUUUAAUUAAAUGUAACCAAUUAAUGUUAAUCAAUGGAACGUAAACUGAGGUAACAUUUUGUUAGAAUUAAAUUUCAAAUAAACAGCCAAAAAGCCUCAAGUUUUUCUCUUGUAACAUUUGCCUGGUUAAUUAUGAUUCUUUUUUAUUUUAACUUGGUUCUCUUUGAUUGACUCUCACUGUUUUACUAUUUUGGUGAAUUUGUUGUUUUUUUCUCGGUCAAUAGGAAAUUAUCAUCGUCAUCAUGAAGUAUCAUGAAGGUAAUGAAUUGAAACCUGUGUUGACUGGUGAAAGCAAAAUGACCAACAGAUCAAAUGAAACCUUUGACCAGCAGCAAGUUUCAACAGCAACUGUCAAUUUGGGUAAAGAAGUUUUAACAAAUAGUAAAAAUAAUAAUAAUAAUAAUGAUGAUGAUGUCAAUUUACAAUUUAAUGGUACCAAUGGAUUACCUCGGAAAUUUGUUGAUGCCUUGAGGUCACUUUUCUCUCUGCUUGAUGAAUCUAAAUUAGGUUUUAUCAAAUUAUCUGAAUUAGAGAUGAGAUGGAAAACCAUUGAAAAUGAAUCUAAUGUGCCACAAGGUUUAAUUGAAUGUUUUCACUCUUUUCAAACUUCUCAUGAUUGUAUUGAUUUUGAUGGAUUUUGUCAUGCAAUUGCUGUUUGUAUUUCUCGUGACACAACUUCAAAUCAACCUUCACCAUCGUCUCCUCAUCAUCAUCAUCAUCAUCCAGGUUCAUUUUCAUCAUCAUCUCCUUCAUCAUCUUUAACCAUUACCACAACAACUACUGCAGCUUAUACCUCAUCAAUAUCAACAUCUAUUAACAAUGAGCUGAAAGGCGCGGCAGGUAACCCGGGAACAUCAACAGCCGAAAUUCUUGGAUCAUCAACAAUUAAUUCUAAUCAUGAAAUUGUAGGACCAAGAUCUGGACUUGAAAGGAUAAACUCAAGUUCUGAGAUGAUGAGAAAUAGUAGUACCAUUGACGAAUCAAUAAAUCUUAGACCCCAAGAAUUGUUGUAUCAACCUUUUACAGGUUAUCAUUUGUCAGCGGAAAAUGUAUCAACAACCUUGAAACCCUCAUCAUCUUCAGCAUUCACAACCUCAUUUAUACCCUCAGGAGUUACAACAUUUACGACAAACACUUCAUCAGCAAAGGCAACGACAACAACAACAACAACAACAACGACGACGACAACAACAACAACAACACUAACACCAACACCAACUCCAACAGGUAAAACAUCAUCUUGUGAAGAUAUUUGCAAUGAUGAAGUUUUACCAAAUCGUCCCUCAGAUUUUAGAUCUGAUCAUCGUGUUGUUAGCAUGCCACAAUUAAGGGAAAAUCGUCCACAUGCAAUUAACUUUGAUCAACCAGGAACAUCAUCAGAAACAAAUUUACCAAUUGUUGGUUCAACAGCUUUUAGACAAUACAAUAGUGAAGCAAAGAUUGGUUAUGAUGCUAAAAAUCAACGAGUACCAAUGAGAAACCGAAUUAUCAACAUUCUUAAAGAAUGGAAAAAUAAUGCCAUCCAUAGAUCUAAAAAUCCACCCUUACCUCCGUCAAUAGCUCUUGGCCCUGGAACCUCAAUCGCACCCAAUUUAGCCUCUAAUAUAACUUCAACUCUUGACAAAAGUGCACCAUCAACAUCGGCUCACAGCAACAAUAAUAAUAAUGUCGUUGGUUCAACAUCUCUGACAACCCAACCCAAAAUUUUACAAGAUGAUGACGAUUGGGGAUUCAGUUCAAAUUUUGGUUUACCAAGUAACAUUUCAGCUCGAACUCGUCAUGGUAAACGACGUGAAGCUCGUCGUCAUACAAUUACAACGGGUAUCGAUAUAAACACAAUUAAACGACUUCAGCAAUAUGAACAAGAGAAGGAGAUUCUCCUCCAAGGAUUGGAAAUGGUUGAGAGAGGUCGAGAUUGGUACAUUAAAAGUAUCAAUAAUAUUCAAAAUAAGAUUCGUUUUAUUGGACAAACAAUUGUCAAUCCGGGUGAUUAUUCAUUAGACGCUAAUCAAGAGAGAAUCAAUUUCCAGGCAACCCGUAUAUUGACAGUUAAUCAACACUUGGCUGCCCUCAUGGAUAAUUUAAGAGGUUUUCCGGUUCACAUGAAUCUCGCUUUAAGGCCACUUUUAACCAACACCUCUAAUAAUCUUGUUCGACCUCAAUAUCUUGAUGGUCGAUCAAAUGAAUCGUCAACCAAUGUAACUGUUCAACGACUCAAGGAACAGAAUCGUUUAUUAACCGAAGAGGUUAGUAUGAAGAGUGAUAAAAUAACCAUUUUAGAGAGAGAAAAAUCCGCUCUAAUUCGUGAACUAUUCCAAACUCGAUCAAGUUCAAUUCCAAAAACAGCCGAUGACAUGGAAGACAAUACAUUCAUGCCAGAGAUCCAAUGGGGAAUAAUUAAUUUUGUUUAUCAAAUGGGUACCCUUGGUAAAUUGAGUGAAGAAGCUUUAACUCGUCCACCCGAGGAAGUUUUCGAUAUAAUUUGUAAAUUAGGUGAAGGUUCAUAUGGAGCAGUUUACAAAGCUCUACACAAGGAAUCUGGACAAGUUUUAGCAAUCAAACAAGUGCCUGUUGAAAGUGAUCUUGGAGAGAUAAUUAAAGAAAUAUUUAUCAUGCAACAAUGUGAUUCACCUUAUGUGGUAAAAUACUAUGGAAGUUAUUUCAAAGGUAAAAGCCAAGGAAGUGAUCUAUGGAUUGUGAUGGAGUAUUGUGGAGGUGGAAGUGUAAGCGAUAUAAUGAGAUUGAGAAAGAAAACUCUUUCAGAGGAAGAAAUCGCCACCAUAUUGAAAGACACUCUUCUUGGUUUAGAGUAUCUUCAUGCUCGUCGUAAGAUUCAUCGAGAUAUAAAAGCAGGUAAUAUCCUUUUAAACAGCGAAGGACAUGCCAAGUUAGCCGAUUUCGGUGUAGCAGGUCAACUUACCGAUACAAUGGCUAAGCGUAACACCGUAAUUGGGACACCAUUUUGGAUGGCACCUGAGGUUAUCCAAGAGAUUGGUUAUGAUUGUUUAGCUGAUAUUUGGUCACUUGGAGUGACAGCUCUUGAAAUGGCUGAAGGUAAACCACCUUAUGGAGAUAUUCAUCCGAUGAGAGCCAUUUUCAUGAUCCCAACUAAACCGCCGCCGUCUUUUCGUGACCCUGAUCGUUGGUCAACUGAAUUUAUUGAUUUUGUUUCACGUUGUUUGGUAAAAAAUCCAGAACAUCGAGCCUCAGCAAGUAGUUUACUUCAGCACGAGUUUAUUAAUAAAGCUUUACCGGUUAGCACAUUAAUCCAUAUGAUACAAGAAGCCAAUAUGAUUCAAAAAGAGCAAUUUAAACAAGGUUGGAUCGGAGAUGAAGAUAUUACAAUCGUUCAAGUUCAAUAUGAACAAUUUAAAAAGACACUGAAACGGCUUAAAGAUCAAAUGAAACGGAUUAGCGACUAAAAAGAUUAAGAAUAUUUUUUAAAAUUCAAGUGAAACGUUUUAAAGGUGAUCAGAAACAAUUUAAAAAGUAUUUCAUUUUCUCUAUGAGAUUUGUAUAGAACCAGCUAAUGUCCAAGAAAUUUGUAAAUCAAUGAAAAUCACCUCUUACAAUUA
Panonychus citri (citrus red mite) is the source of this 3608-nucleotide messenger RNA. RefSeq names its product probable serine/threonine-protein kinase mkcC. The transcript is spliced from 3 exons. The record is from RefSeq and is a predicted model, not a curated record. Lineage: Eukaryota; Metazoa; Arthropoda; Arachnida; Trombidiformes; Tetranychidae. The coding region runs from base 276 to 3455 and encodes 1059 amino acids. Gene Ontology annotation, biological process: protein phosphorylation; intracellular signal transduction; regulation of MAPK cascade. Gene Ontology annotation, molecular function: ATP binding; protein serine/threonine kinase activity. Gene Ontology annotation, cellular component: cytoplasm.